Molecule: messenger RNA, 388 nt
Organism: Sinocyclocheilus grahami
Lineage: Eukaryota; Metazoa; Chordata; Actinopteri; Cypriniformes; Cyprinidae
Product: nucleoporin GLE1-like
Exons: 2
Coding region: 15-272 (85 amino acids)
Source: RefSeq, a predicted model, not a curated record
UUCUGGCGGGCUGUAUGGAGGUGUCCAGUCUGUCUCCUCUCUCAGGACAGAUUCUGAAGAGACUGAGUCCUCAUCCGCGGCUCAAGACCUGCUCUCUGACUUCAUGUGUUCGUGAUACGAGUCCCGGGCUUUCAGAAGAUGUUGCCGCCGGCGCUUCGUUUCCCGUCAGCCCCAGACAGAGUUCAUCUCCCACCUCUCCGCCUCCGGUCUCCAUCCACUCUGAGGAGGAUGAGCAGAAGAUUUGGUCGUCGGCCACCCUGCUGUCUGUUUAAGCUCCGCCCCCACAAGCUCACGCUCAUCUGCAUACAAACAUCUCAACAUCCAAUCAACAACUUGGAUGCAUAGAACCAAAGCCCGCCCUACAUUUUUUUUCUUUUUUGAUAAUCUG